Molecule: messenger RNA, 1449 nt
Organism: Lodderomyces margitis
Lineage: Eukaryota; Fungi; Ascomycota; Pichiomycetes; Serinales; Debaryomycetaceae
Gene: UGA11
Product: Uga11p
Exons: 1
Coding region: 1-1449 (482 amino acids)
Biological process (GO): GABA catabolic process
Cellular component (GO): mitochondrion
Molecular function (GO): pyridoxal phosphate binding
Source: RefSeq, a predicted model, not a curated record
AUGUUGAGAAGAGUCAGACCAUUUUCGAAAUUUGUUAGAUACAAUUCAACAACAUAUUUCCCUUCGGAACCACAGGCUCCCAUUGUUCAAACUGAAUCCAUACCAGGUCCUAAAUCCAUUGCAAUCAACAAUGAAUUAGGAAAAGUUUUCGAUAACGGAGCUACGUACUUUGUUGCUGAUUAUUUCAAGUCACUUGGAAAUUAUAUUAGCGAUGCAGAUGGAAACAAGUUGUUGGAUGUUUAUUGUCAAAUUUCAUCAAUUGCAUUGGGGUACAAUAACCCCAAAUUGAUUGAAGCUGCCAAGUCCGAUGAAAUGACUACUGCUAUUGUUAAUCGUCCAGCAUUGGCAUGUUUCCCCUCGACUGAUUAUAAAGAUAUUCUUCAAGAAGGGUUAUUGGCUGCAGCUCCACCAGGAAUGGACAAGAUUUGGACCUCAUUGAGUGGAUCAGAUGCAAACGAAACCGCAUACAAGGCGGCGUUCAUGUACCAACAUGCCAAGUUGAGGAAAAAAGAUGGGUUUACUCAAGAAGAGUUGACCAGUGUUAUGAAUAAUGAAACGCCAGGUGCUUCAGAUAUGGUGAUUUUGUCAUUUGAUAAAGGAUUCCAUGGAAGAUUAUUUGGCUCAUUAUCAACCACUAGAUCAAAAGCUAUCCACAAGUUGGAUAUUCCUGCAUUCCCAUGGCCCAAGGCACCUUUCCCUACCUUGAAGUAUCCAUUAGAAGAGUUUGAAGCUGAGAAUAGAGACGAGGAAGAACGUUGCUUGUAUCAAUUUGAAUCAAUUAUUGAAAAUUCACCCAAGCAAAUUGCUGCCAUUAUUGUUGAGCCCGUUCAAUCUGAAGGUGGCGACAACCAUGCUACUCCAUUCUUUUUCCAAGGUCUUAGAGAUUUGACUCAGAGACAUGGCAUUUUGAUGAUUGUUGACGAGGUCCAAACUGGUGUUGGUGCGACUGGUAGGUUUUGGGCUCAUGAACAUUGGAAUUUGUCUAGUCCACCCGAUAUGGUUACUUUUUCCAAGAAAUUCCAAGCUGCUGGAUUUUAUUUUAGUAAUCCUGAAUUACAACCAAAUCAACCUUACAGACAAUUUAAUACUUGGUGUGGAGAUCCAUCCAAAGCUAUAUUGGCUAAAGCAAUCUACAAAGAGAUUGCCCAAUCAAAUUUGGUUGCCAGUACGGCACAAGUUGGUGAUUAUUUGUACAAGGGUUUACAGACGAUUGUUGCCAAAACUGACAAGUUUUCCAAUUUGAGAGGACAGAAUUUCGGCACUUUUAUUGCUUGGGAUUGUGUUGAUGCAGACUUUAGAAAUAAGGUGUUGCUUGGAUGUAGAGCUCAUGGGGUGAACAUGGGUGGAUGUGGUGAUGUUUCCAUCAGAUUGAGACCAACAUUGUUGUUUGAAAAGAAGCAUGCUGAUAUAUUUUUGAAUGUGUUGGAAGAUGUGGUUAAGGAUUUGUGA